ACAAGCUUGCAAGAUGGCGCUGGGAGGAAGGCUGUGAGAUGAGGAACAGGCUGGUAUAAACCGAGAGGACAGGAGAGGGAGAGGAGGAGAGGGGCAGGGGAAGCAGAGCCGCUGCUCCAGAUGCACUAAGAAGGUAACGCGGGGCGGGGGGGGGCGAUGGGCCGCGCGUCCCGCUCGGGCGCUGCGGGGCUCGCUGCAGCCCAGCCCUUCUGCCCGCUCUUUAUUUGCAGCCCUGUUUAUUUGCCCAUCUUCACAGGGUCGCUCGGGAGAGCCGCCGAGGUGGCCCCUCGCUCUCUGCCCUGCGAUAGCUGUGCCUAGCACCGGCGGCCGUCCCCGUGAAAACAAAAUGGGAUAUAUAUAUUUUCGCUUUCCCCUCGCCCUCUCUCCGUGUCCCGGGGCCCCUUCCCCUCGCGCUGCCCCGUUGCUUUUGGGGCCGGGGCGUGCGUGCGGUGCCUCUGCCGCCGUGCGGGUCUGGGGAUCGCAAAUGCGGGCUAUUCGGCUGCAGCGGCUAGAAACUUUCCCCCUCCUGUCGUGAUAUUUGUGUGUGUGUGUGCGUGUGCGCACACACGGGUGUGCGCUGACCCUUCCUCGCGGUGCCGGGCUCGGGGCGGGGGCCGCAGCUGCUGCCCGCCGGGGCCGGUCGGCGUGGGAGCGGGCGACAGCCCCGGAGCAGCCGUCUCUCCAUCUCCGUUCACCCUCUGCAACGCCUGGUUCUCCAUUCCGCAUCCGUGCAGCCACGUUCUAUUGAUGGCCUGUUGUGAUUUCAAUGGAACAUCAUGGGAUGUACCUGGCACGUCGGGCAGCACUGGAUGGAGGUGCCUUUAGCCCAAUGUACCUGGCAUGGUGGUAAAGUGAAGGUGAAAGGAAGAGAAGGUGGAGAUGGAACUGCCAAAUCAUGCCAAACAACUGCUACUGCAGCUGAACCAGCAACGAGCCAAAGGUUUCCUCUGUGAUGUGAUCAUUGUGGUAGAAAAUGCCCUGUUUCGUGCCCAUAAGAACAUCCUGGCAGCCAGCAGCAUGUAUUUCAAAUCCCUUGUCCUGCAUGACAACCUGAUUAACUUAGACACGGACAUGGUGAACCCCACUGUGUUCCGGCAGAUCUUGGACUUUAUUUAUACUGGUAAGCUCUUAACGACUGACCAGCCCGGUGAACAGAACUUCAGUGCUCUCCUCACCGCAGCAAGCUACCUCCAACUGCACGACCUGGCAGCGCUCUGCAGAAAGAAGCUGAAGCGGAACAGCAAGUCCUUCGCUGGCAAGGCCAGUGGCCUUGGUGUUGGGAGAUCUGCCAGGAGUCAGAGACUUUCCACUGCUUCUGUCAUUCAAGCUCGCUAUUCAGGGUCAAAUGAGGGGUUGAAGGGCUCGCAUUCAAAGGAGCUGUCAAAGGGAAAGCUCUCUGAUGAUGAGGUCUUUAUCAGCAGCUCCAAUCAAGAGAACUGUCACUCCUUAAGCAGGGGAGCCAGUAAGAAUUGUGGUGGGGGUGGUAGUGCAAAUGGGAGCACUGGCGACCAGGAGCUAGGCCUCGAUUUGUCCAAAAAAAGUCCAUCACUCCCUGUUGCAGCCUCCCACGAUGACACGCAGCACAGCGAAAGCCAGCAUGGCUCUCCUCAAUCUGCCUCAGUCCCUGCAGCCAACAGUGCCUCAUCGUUUGACGAGUCUGGAGUCGGAGCCUCUCACAGCAUAGCAGACAGCAGUGACCCCAUGGAGAUGGAUCUGAGUGAGGAGUGCCACCACUCGAUGACGGAGAGCAGCCAGCGCAAGGGCCUCCGGCAUUCAUCCCGUAAGAAGGAGUGGAUCAAGAAAGAUAAUGCCUUUGACCGAAAGGAUGGGGGCAAAGACAGGGAUGAAGGUGAAGGGCUGCCCAAUGGGAUCUUGCUCGGGCCCUUGUCCAAGUCUGUGGAGCGGAGCCUGGCUGGGUCUUAUGGUGCAGACCUGCCUUACUCGUGUAAGGAGGAGGUAGAAAAUGGUAAGGAGAACAGUGAUGACAGUGGCCAGAGUGAGAGUGAGAGUGGCGGGCAUACCAGUGCCAACUACGUCUACCGGCAGGAGGGGUUUGAGCCAGUGGCGUAUGGUGACAACCUGUAUGUCUGCAUUCCCUGUGGCAAAGGUUUCCCUAGCUCCGAGCAGCUGAAUGCCCAUGUGGAGACACACACCGAGGAAGAUCUUUACAUCAAGGAGGAAGGCACAUAUGGUGGCAAGGAUGAAGCUGAGGAUUUGUCCAACCCCAACCAGUCCUACUCUGCAGAGUCCCGGCCCUUCAAGUGCUCUGUGUGUGAGAAGAGCUACAAGGAUCCAGCAACAUUGCGGCAGCAUGAGAAGACUCACUGGCUGACGCGGCCUUUCCCUUGCAACAUCUGCGGCAAGAUGUUCACACAACGGGGCACCAUGACACGGCACAUGCGCAGCCACUUGGGGCUCAAGCCCUUUGCUUGCGAGGAAUGCGGGAUGCGCUUUACCCGGCAGUACCGACUGACAGAGCAUAUGCGUGUCCACUCAGGAGAAAAACCCUACGAAUGUCAACUGUGUGGUGGGAAAUUCACCCAGCAGCGCAAUCUGAUCAGCCACCUCCGAAUGCAUACCUCUCCCACAUAAGCCAAAGACUCCAGAAUGAGCUUCAAGCCCAUCCGCAGUGAUUUACCUUUCUGUAAGACUUGCUGCUUAAAAAAAGAAAAAAGAAAAAAAAAAAACAAACAAAAAAGGGGGCAACUCCCCAUACUCUAUUCAGUCAUGGGAGGCCUAAACAAAUGGAGCUUUAACAUUUUUUUAAAAAGUUGUUUUCCUUUAAAAAAAAAAAAAAAAAGGUCCACAGCCAAGCUGAUGCAUUUAGUCCAACUCUCCCUCAAAAUCUUGGUGAUCUAGCAUGAAAUGUCACUUUGUUCCAUGUGCACUGACUUCACUGUCAUUUUGAUAAUCUGAAGCAAGAAGGUGGACCACAGGGAACUUUUGUCUCUGCUGGAUCCAGCCUCCCUGCCUCUUUCCUAUGCGAUGCUGUGGCCCUAGUCAUGUUCUUCUCUCUUAAAAUCAAACUCAGUAGGGUAUUUCUUGCCAUUCAAAAGAAAAUAGCAUAGAUCUGUGAAAAACAUUACAUAGCCCUCACAAACAUGGAAGCUGUGUCUGUGGACCAUCUUGCAGGGCUGGCAGCCCCUUUGGAUGCUGUGGUAAAGCCAAAGCAGUGGUGGAACCCACCACCCAUCCUGGCUGGGCUGGCCAUGGUAGGGACAGCCAUCUACCUAGGCAUGCAGCACCAGAGUGCUCUGCUUAAAGACAUGGUGAUACUUUCCCUGCCAUCCCUCGCUCAUUUGGUUUUAAUCUUUAUCCUUGGCACAAGUAACCACACAUCACCUUUUCCCACAAAACAUGCAAACCUCUUCAGCCUUACCCAUGACUGAACAGGGACUGGAUGCCCUGGGAAUUACUUUCAGUGAGCAGGGGGUCGUCUUUACUUUUCUAGUAGUUUCGUAUGAAUAUUCUUUGCUUAGAGGUACUUUUAUUAAAGGAAAAACCAUUGUAACGUUUAUGUGAAUGUUUGAACUGGAAGGUCUGAGGUUAAUUCUAUGGUGGGUGGGUAGGGAGGGGGUUUGAUGUAGGCGGACUUGCUACAAGUUCCUUAGGUACUUUUUUAUUAUUGUUUAUUUUAUUUUAUUUUUGUGUGUGUGUGUGUAUGUUUUUAGCUUUCCUCCCUCACUAAAGAACAAGUCUGUGUGGACAGACUUGCUACCUUUGCUACCUCUUGAAUUCAUGAGAACAAUAAGAUGGUUAGUGAAAGAUUAGGCAUUUUUUUCUGUUAUUGUAAGUAAUUAAAUGUAUAAAAGUAGAAGCUAAAUUAAAUUAAGGGAUUUUUACCACCCUGUCCUUCCAUCAAAAGUCAGCUAGAGAAAUGUUAAAGCAGAGCUCAGCCAAAGACAAAGCAAAAAAUAUGCUGAGCCAGAAGCUGUGCUGGUGGCUCGGACUGGCUCGCUUGUAGUCUCUUGGCUGUUUGUAGUCACUUUUAGAUAAAAGAAGAAAACUUCUCUGAGCUUUCUGGGCCCUUUCCAGCUUUGUUUAUUGAAUCUGGAUACUAUGGGGAGAGGAAAAUGCCCCCCUCAACUUCCACUCCCCCAGCACAUCUGGGUCAGUCUGUAAACACCUGGCAGGACAGAGGGUGAGGGCAGAGCAGCCUAUAAUUUACUAGAAUCCAGAGUGCAAUAAGGUGGAGGAGAGGAGGAAAAAGCAAACCAAAGUGUUUCAUAUCCUCCCUUUUACACAGUUUAACACACGCACACAAAAAGAAAGAAAAAUGAAAAGAAAAAGAAACAAAAUGUUCUUGCAACAUCUGCAUAAGACAUCACAGCCAACAGCUGCUAUUGGUUUAGGAGAAGAGACAGAGAACUUAGCCCACCAAUUCUUGGCCCCCUUGACUUUGUUGGCGUGACCUUGUGGAAAGCUGUGGCUUAUUCCAAGCCUCCUGUGACUGUGGUGGUAAAAAUUCACAGCCAGUAGAAUCAUCCCUUCUGAAUUGAGAAAAGUUUACACUUGUAUUUUUUCUCUCUCUUUUUUUUCCCACUCAAACCAGUAUAGUCUCUGCAUAGGGUUUACCAAACCUCACAUUUUAUCUUUUUUAAAAAAUAAAACUUUUUUUUUCAAGUUUUGACCAAAAAAAAAAAAAAGAAAAAGAAAAAAGUGAGCAUGUUUGUCUAAAACAAAGAAAUAUAAGCUUUUUUUUUUUUUUUUUUUUUUUUUUUUUUGGGUUAAGAUGGACUAGUCCAAAAGAAGUUGUUGGGUCAAUUGAAUGAACUGAGGAAGCUGGAAUCCAGGCUCCAAGCAAUAGACUAACCAAGCUGCGCCUUGGCCUGGUGUCACGUUACAGGGAACACGCUGCCCCUCUCCUGCCCGCUCUGCUGUGCUGUUUGCUCGUGCUAUUGUCUGCCUGCUCCGGCCCCGCUGCGAGCUGGGGGUAAUCAGGGGCGCACGGACUUUUCAUUUCUCAUUGUGCUGAGGCACGCUAUUUUCUUCUGGGGGGCUAGGUGUGUUUUUAGUGUCUUUAGCACUUCCACAUUUUGAAUUUAUAUUGAAUUUUUCUUCCCUCAGUUCCCUGCCAACCCCCCUCCCUAAGAACAUCCCCAAAAUCAUCUUUGGGGAAAACAGGGAAGGCCUUGCCAUCUACCUUCUUCUCGGAGUAAGUCCCAGCAGGGUGUAAGGACAGCCAUGCAAAAUUAGUUCCAAGGCACUUUCACGCUGCCUUCACCUUCCCUCCAGCAGCCUGAAAGCUGAGCUCAAUCCCAUGCUGGCUUUGGCUGCUGCCACAGCAGAGCCUCCUUUUCUGCUGGCUGACUCAGAACUCACCAAGUCCCGAUUUUCACAAUAAUCUUUAGCUCUCUUAGUGAGAAACAUGCAGCUGGCAAUAAGCUCUGCCUCCGAAGUAGGUUUUGGGCACCAUUUUCGCCCCUUUGCUCAUAGCCCUGCAGUGUGCUGUGGUGAUGGGGUAAGUGGGAGGGCAGCUGUGCAGAGGCCCUGGGACACAAAUAGAGCUGGGGCUGCUGAGCCAAGGCAUGGAGCACCCACAGCUCAGGGAAGCACGGUCAGAUCCAAAGUGGGCAACCAACCUGCUCCCCCUUGUUUAAUUCCAUUUUUACAAGCAUGUGUGUGAGUGACAUAGCCUCUCCUUCCCCUUCUAGGUCCCCUCUUCAUUUCUUUCUUAAGCUUUGAGAAUCAUUUUGAAAUUUCAGGACCCAAUGCUUCCCCCCCCCCCCCCUCCCCCCCCAGAGCGGCGUUUUUACUUUACCCCCCUCCCCCAGCACUUAAACAAUACGACAUAAAGUCUGUGUACAGCAAGAGUAUUGUACAAAAGGAAAUUUUGUUCUUUUUUCAAGUAGCUGUGUAAAGUUGUGUUCCGUAGAUUGAGUAUAGACAUUUUCCAAAUUGUGACAGUAAUAAUGAAUAACUAAUAAUACUCAAAACUUCAGGGACUGUUUAAGGCCUGCUUGGGGCCUGAACACUCAACUACAUUUGUACGACAUAGUAUUGUAUCAAACAUUUUUCUGUAUUUUAAUGAGAAAGCAAAACGCUAGUUUCAUAUUUAAGAUUUUAAGAGUUUUAGGGUGGGGGGAGGGAGUUGCUUUUUUUUUUUUUCCCCCAAGAUACACAGAGAGCCUCAAGAGGAAUAAAACAUUUAAAGAGAAAAAAAAAAAAAAAAAAGAAAGAAAAAAAAAAGAAAAAAAGAGGCCUGGCAGCUUAAGCAUAUGCUUUAGUCACUUAGUUCCAGAAUGUUUUCGGAGUAACAGGAAAAAAAAGAUAAAAUAGUGAAAGUUGUAUAAAAAAGAAGCUCAUACCCAAAUUCACAAAACUAUUUUUUAAACCAAAGCACAUUUGAAUGAGUAUUGAACCUCACUUGGCUCAGAAAAAUACUAAUAUAUUUAUCUCAUUGUUUACAUAAACUUUUACAGUUUCAGACCUCAACAGAUCUAGGGGCCAGUCAAAAUUAAUCUUUGCUUUUUCCAUUGGUUUCUCUUCUGAAGGCUACUGCAGGUUCCCCACAUUGGGAACUGCAAGCCGGCCUGCAUUCCAGCACUGCUCAGUGAGGGUGGGGAGGGAGAGCAGUCAGAACUAUGGCACGUAGAUUUAGGAUUUUUUGUGUCCAGCCCAUGAGGGAUGCUGCCGGGCAAGGCCCAGGCCCUCAUACUGUGCAGGCCCUGCUGCUAAUGCCCAUGGCCUACAGCCAUGGGGAGCAGCCAGCUUCUUCCUCAGAGGAUCCUGAGUAGGAGGGUAGAGGGCAGAGGAGCCCCAGGAGAUGGUAGAGGGGUGGGAGAAGUUCUGGGGAUCAGAGAAGAGGAGUGUUGUCAGAAACGAGGGAGCUGCAGUACCCAGCUCAUCUCCCUAGCACUAUCAAUGGCCGAGCUAGGUUUAUCUGUUUUCCAGCCCUUACUGCAAGACCUCCAAAACCAAUUCCUGGCAAAAAUAAAUGAAAGCCUAGCUCUGUGCAUUCGGGGAAGUUAGCAGGAGCCACAAAGAUCACAGAAAACACCAAAGAGCUAUUGACACGCAGCUUCUGUGAGGCUCUGUGGCUGCUGAUGUGGAAGAGUAUGCACAACUCUGUGCCACACUCUGUGCCAGCAUGGGCUGCGCAGAGGUGGCAUCUCCCUGCAAAAUGCAGUGGUGGCCAGGGAAGCUUUAAUGGUCUGGGGUGAGGGCACGAGUGUAGGCACGUAGCUCCCUUCUUCUGCCCAGAGCUGUGCUGGGGCCUGAGCUAUGCUGUUCUGACUAUCUGAGCCACCAUUUAAUUAAAGAGCUGGAGUGAUUCACUCCAUACCUUACAGUCACGUGCAAAGAGACCAAUCAAAACCCAUAAGGCUUUCUAGGUGAAAUCUAAGCUAGAUUUGCAUGUUAGAACAGUCUAAUGACAACCAAUGAAGAUGGUUUGCAAAAAUAUUGCUGAAGCCAAAAAAAAAAAGGAUUUUUUUUUAGAAAACCUCUUCAUCAUUAGUCUUGAUCCUUUGUAGCUUUUACCUUCUACACCAAAGCCACCUCAGUCAUUUGUUGGCGGCUGAUGGAAAAUGAAAUAUUAAUUUUGCCUGGUCUUAAUAUCUAACAAAGAUGGUGCAAACACUAUUUGACAGUGUUGUUUUUGUAUCAAGAUGUAUGUGCAGUAAUGAAUGUAUUUAUUUCUCAGAUUCUGUAUGCACAGUUUUGCAAUGUAAUUCAGAAAGUUGCAAACACAAAGAUGUGUCUGCAGGGUCUUCUCUACAGGAUUUCAAAAAAAAAGAAAAAAAUAUAUUUAAAAAAAAAAAAAAAGAAUCUCAGAGACUCUCAGCAUAGCCAUAAACCAUAACCUGUGAAGACAAUACAAAGACUGGACUUUUGUAGCUUUGCGUAGAAGAGGAAUUUAUGUUUUGCUGUAUUUAAAUGUUUCCAGUUACAGUGUCACUCUUUCUAAGAUUCCUAUUUUGUUUUUGUUUUUAUUUUCCUCUCUGUCGUGUGUUUAGAAAGCAUUGUUUUCAAGCAGUGCAGGUUCAGUCUGGGUUAGCAGUAUUUUACCUUGUCGCUUCAGUUCUGAAAAGCAGGAGUAUGGGUCUUGACCAGGGGAAACAUCCAGUGUGCUCAGUGGAGAAUGUAAAAGUCAUCAGAGUAACAGUUGUGUGCUUCCAGUUGCAGCUUGUGACUGAGAUGAGUCUAAAGUCCUGCCUGAAGGUCAGAACAUAGCUUCUUUUUAAAACUCCCUUUCAUCCUCCACUUACUGUUUUCUGUGGAAGCAAUAAGGCUCUCAGAAGUAAGGAGUCAAUGCCUAAGAUAGCUAGAGGAAACUCUGUGCCAAACUCAACAGCAUCUGUGCCAUCUUGUGAUGGGCCUCAUAAACGAUGUGGAAGCAUCAGAUUCCCAAUUGUGUAAGGUGACUAGAGUCCCUAGGAAAGGCUAUACUUCACAAGCCUCUCAUUUCAGUACUGGUAGAAUUAGCAGUUAUAGACCUGCACCAAUCUUAAAAAUUAGUAUAAAGAAAGGGGAUAUUUGUUGAUUUCCAGGAUCCUGGAGGAUUUAAGUGGACUUUAGCAUUUUUUCUUAUUUUUGUUUGAAUUUCAUGAUUUUCUCAGCAUGAACAAAGUUUCUUCAAAUACUGCAAAACCUUUUUUUUCAUAAGCUUACUCUUGUGCUCAAGAACUGGCCAUAAUCUUGGAAAAGAAAUUCUGGAAGUUCCUUUCCAAGGUUUUUUUGCACUGUUUUAAGUCCCAUGGUACCUUAUUGCCCUAAUUUUAGUGCAGGAGACAAACAGGUAAGGUUAUCUUUCCUCCUGUUGUAAUCAUCCUCUUCUUUCCCACUUUCUCCCGUUUUCCUAUGCAUUUUGAAGUCUAGUGUUGAACACAUAGGGAUCAGCAGAUCAGCGUUUAUUGAACAGAACAGACCCUGCAGGAUGCCACAUGGAGGGAGGGUUUAAAACAAUAUUUCAUGCAACAAAAUUUGCUGGCAGUUAUGGGCCACACUUCAUAGUGCUUGCUUUUCCUGAAUGGUGGGAUGUUUUUUUAGACUCCUCAUUCACAAGUUAUCAACUGAAGCACCUAGGACAGCUGUUCCAACUUCCACAAGCAUUCUAACUGGCUGAGGAUAACUUUCCUAAUGAGGACAGGACCUUACUUUGGCUGGCUGGAUAUUUUCUCCUGUUUUAUUUUAAUAUUUUAAAUGCAAUUAAAAGAGGGAUGUUCCAUCUCUCUCACUUUUUUUUUUUUUUUUAAUUUUAAGCCUUAACUAUCAGUCAGCUAGGAGCCCUGGAUGUUUCCUGGGGAAGGGGAGAAGAGGGGAGGGUAAGGGAAAGGCCGACACUCCUGCUGCAGUGUUCUGUUCAUUUCCUUCAAGAGCUUGAAUUCAGGUCAGAGCCACAUGUAGUUGUGGCUUCAACUCAAGUGUCAUAUAAAAAGAUACAGAAAGUAUAAUAUGAUCUCAGCAUUCAGAAAUUUGCAGUCUUAAUGUACAGUGAUGAGAAACUGUUAUUUUAUGAUCUUUUCAUUAAAAGCUUGAUUGAAAAAUUA
This is a messenger RNA of Gallus gallus (chicken), 9491 nucleotides long. RefSeq names its product hypermethylated in cancer 2 (gene HIC2). Gene Ontology annotation, biological process: regulation of transcription by RNA polymerase II. Gene Ontology annotation, molecular function: protein binding; DNA-binding transcription factor activity, RNA polymerase II-specific; RNA polymerase II cis-regulatory region sequence-specific DNA binding. The record is from RefSeq and is a predicted model, not a curated record. The transcript is spliced from 3 exons. Gene Ontology annotation, cellular component: nucleus. Lineage: Eukaryota; Metazoa; Chordata; Aves; Galliformes; Phasianidae. Bases 880 to 2592 code for a protein of 570 amino acids.